This is a messenger RNA of Lolium rigidum, 864 nucleotides long. Its product is annotated as myb family transcription factor MOF1-like. NCBI's taxonomy places the organism in Eukaryota, Viridiplantae, Streptophyta, Magnoliopsida, Poales, Poaceae. The record is from RefSeq and is a predicted model, not a curated record. The transcript has 6 exons. Gene Ontology annotation, molecular function: DNA binding; DNA-binding transcription factor activity. Bases 1 to 864 code for a protein of 287 amino acids.
AUGCGGUGGACUGCCGAGCUCCAGCAGAGCUUCCUGCGAGCUGUCGACUGCCUCGGCGGCCCAGACAGCGCCAAGGCAACCCCGAAGCGCAUUCUUCAGCUCAUGGACGUCGGAGGGCUCACCAUAUCCCAUGUCAAGAGCCACCUUCAGAUGUACAGAUGCACACUGCAUGGCAUUGGGAAGAAAGAGAUGCAGCCACAGCUUCCUCCCAAGAAUCACUCAUUUGCCAUUCAUGAGCAAGGCACCAAAGGAUUCAUAGUCCCGCCCAUGAAAAGGGCCAAGUUUGGGACGACGGGAGUUGCGGCAACAUACACGAGCAUGCAAGGAAACAGUGAUAUGAGGAUGAUGAUGGUGGUUCCUGGCAGCCAGUGCUGCGGCAUUGAUGAUUACGUGCGAGCGCAAGCAAUGUCCAUGGACAGGAGGUGCGUAAACGAGGAGGGCCUCCGGUGGCAGACUGAUGCUGCCGCUUCUGCAAACCUCCAGGAAUUAGGAGGACCUUGGGUGCAAGUGCAAUGGCCUGACGACCCCUCUAAGGUUACCAAACCGGAAGCACCCCAUCAUAUGAACCAUACGGCGAGAACACUACCUUCCGUGGAGAGCUACCCAAGUUGGAGCUUCCUGUUCAGCAGUGCGACGACCGGAGAAGACGAGCCGGGCGACUCGGUGGACAACAAACGCUCGCCGUCGCCGUGGUUUGCCUUGGAGCAGAGAGCUCUGAACGACGUCUUUUCCUGUCCCAGCGACAGCAGCUGCGUGCUCUCGCCGUCGCCGAGGAGCUUCAGCGACUGCUCAGGGCCUCCGGGCUGCAGCUUUGCUGGGCAGCAUGUUAACCUGGAACUUUCCCUGUCGAUCCCUGGAUCCUAA